AUGAAGACCUCAACCCUCUUUACCCUCUUCGCUACCAUCAGCGUAGCUUUCACAGCCCCCUUCCCGGGGAAGCAGGGGGCUCGCGAGGGGAACUCUGUCAGCUUUGGCAGCCUGAACACCCUCAUCGCUGGCGUCAAAGCCUCCACUGAGACUCUGACCACGAGCAUCGGCGACCUGCGCACCGCCAAGGGUGACGCCCCCAAGAUCCAGUAUCUUGUGCCCAGGAUCAACGACUGUCUUGACGACAUAACCAACGCCCUCGCUGUCUUUGGUGGGUUCCCAAAGGGCCAGGGCUCUCACCCUGGCAAGGGAUCCAACAGCACCCACAAAUUUGAUCAUCGUGGCCCCGGGCAGCACAAUGGCAACCAGGGACGUUGGGGAUCUGUUGCAAUUGGCGAUCUUACCACGGGCUUGGAGCUGUCUUCCCAGCUGAUGGUGUCCAUAAGCGAAGCGUUGAACUCUGUCAGGAGUCUUGGGCCCGAUAUCAUUGGCUCCAAGAGCUGGGACGAGAUGUGCGACCGCGCUGACGGCGUCUUUGAAAGCCUCGGCCUUGACCUUGGGACACUCGCCGGUGAUUUCCUGGAUGCCGAUGGAGACAAACGUGGCAAGAGCAAAGGUGGUAUUCUCGGCAACCUUCUUGGGGGUGAAAAGGGCCUUCUCGGCGGGACCCUUCACUAA
Molecule: messenger RNA, 678 nt
Organism: Pyricularia oryzae 70-15
Lineage: Eukaryota; Fungi; Ascomycota; Sordariomycetes; Magnaporthales; Pyriculariaceae
Exons: 3
Coding region: 1-678 (225 amino acids)
Source: RefSeq, a predicted model, not a curated record